Molecule: messenger RNA, 1319 nt
Organism: Mirounga angustirostris (Northern elephant seal)
Lineage: Eukaryota; Metazoa; Chordata; Mammalia; Carnivora; Phocidae
Gene: GNAT3
Product: G protein subunit alpha transducin 3
Biological process (GO): detection of chemical stimulus involved in sensory perception of bitter taste; sensory perception of sweet taste; adenylate cyclase-modulating G protein-coupled receptor signaling pathway
Cellular component (GO): photoreceptor inner segment; heterotrimeric G-protein complex; photoreceptor outer segment
Molecular function (GO): GTP binding; GTPase activity; G-protein beta/gamma-subunit complex binding
Source: RefSeq, a predicted model, not a curated record
UUGGGCAAAUAAACUAACAAGUAUCUAACACCACAAGAUGGGGAGUGGAAUUAGCUCAGAGAGCAAGGAGUCAGCCAAAAGAUCCAAAGAACUGGAGAAAAAGCUUCAGGAAGACGCUGAGCGAGAUGCAAGAACUGUAAAGUUGCUGUUAUUAGGUGCCGGAGAAUCUGGAAAAAGUACGAUCGUUAAACAAAUGAAGAUCAUCCAUAAGAAUGGUUACAGUGAGCAAGAAUGCAUGGAGUUCAAAGCAGUAAUAUACAGUAAUACAUUGCAAUCCAUCCUAGCUAUUGUGAAAGCCAUGACUACCCUUGGGAUUGAUUAUGUAAAUCCCACAAGUGCAGAAGACCAACAACAACUCUGUGCGAUGGCGAACACUCUACAAGAUGGUGGCAUGACACCUGAACUGGCCGAGGUAAUAAAAUGACUCUGGAGACCUGGAGUUCAGGCCUGCUUUGAAAGGGCAUCUGAGUAUCACCUCAACGACUCAGCAGCUUACUAUCUGAAUGAUGUCGACAGAAUCACAGCUCCUGGGUAUGUCCCAAAUGAGCAAGAUGUGCUGCAUUCUCGAGUGAAAACAACCAAAAUCAUUGAAACUCAAUUCUCCUUUAAAGACUUGCAUUUCAGAAUGUUCGAUGUAGGAGGACAGAGAUCUGAGAGAAAGAAAUGGAUUCACUGCUUUGAAGGUGUUACAUGUAUUAUAUUUUGUGCAGCACUCAGUGCCUAUGACAUGGUCCUGGUGGAAGAUGAGGAAGAGAACAGAAUGCACGAGAGCCUUCACUUGCUCAACAGCAUCUGUAAUCACAAGUACUUUGCAACCAUCUCCAUUGUCCUGUUUCUCAAUAAAAAAGAUCUUUUUCAAGAAAAAGUAACCAAAGUGCAUCUUAGUGUCUGCUUUCCGGAAUACACUGGACCAAAUACAUUUGAAGAUGCAGGGAACUACAUCAAAAACCAGUUUCUAGACCUGAAUUUAAAGAAAGAAGAUAAGGAAAUUUAUUCCCACAUGACCUGUGCUACAGAUACCCAAGAUGUCAAGUUCGUGUUGGAUGCAGUUACAGAUAUAAUAAUCAAAGAGAAUCUAAAAGACUGUGGGCUUGGGCGCCUGGGUGGCUCAGUCGGUUAAGCGACUGUCUUCGGCUCAGGUCAUGAUCCUGGAGUCCCAGGAUCAAGUCCCGCAUCGGGCUCCCUGCUUAGCAGGGAGUCUGCUUCUCCCUCUGACCCUCCACCUUCUCAUGCUCUCUCUCUAUGAUUCUCUCUCUCUCAUUCUCUCUCUCUCAAUAAAUAAAUAAAAAUCUUUAAAAAAAUAAAAAUAAAAAAAAAUA